Odontomachus brunneus is the source of this 6009-nucleotide messenger RNA. It is a transcript of the gene Bre1, whose product is annotated as E3 ubiquitin-protein ligase Bre1. Gene Ontology annotation, molecular function: ubiquitin protein ligase activity; metal ion binding. Gene Ontology annotation, cellular component: HULC complex; nucleus. The coding region runs from base 243 to 3188 and encodes 981 amino acids. The transcript has 16 exons. The record is from RefSeq and is a predicted model, not a curated record. NCBI's taxonomy places the organism in Eukaryota, Metazoa, Arthropoda, Insecta, Hymenoptera, Formicidae.
GAUUCUAUGGUCAAAUGUCGCCCUUCUUAUAGAAGCUUAUUUUAUAGGCGGAUCCGUAGGAUUUCUCGUGAGGUAAAAUGCAGGUAUUUAGAGCGAAGAAUUUGGCUUGGAAGACAAAGUGCACCAGAAAAUGACGUAGUAGUGUAAAUUCCGGAAACGUAUUAAUUAAGGAACGUGGCAAGAGGACCUUAAACGCGCUCAGUCAAGUUUAUAUCAAAGGAAAGGCAUAAUCAUCUUUAAAGAUGUUGAAGCGAUCAGCGGAUAAUGGGGACACCAGUUCCCAGCCACCUAUCAAAAAAGUCCAAUUUGAGCCGAUUUUAAUCGGACCUAUAUCUACUUUAGAGGAGAUGGACAUGAAGGUGUUACAAUUUCAGAAUAAGAAACUGGCACAGAGAUUAGAACAAAGACACAGAAUGGAAGCUGAAUUAAGACAACGUAUUGAGCAAUUGGAAAAACGUCAAAUGCAGGAUGAUGCAGUACUUAAUGUAGUUAAUCGAUAUUGGAAUCAACUUAACGAGGAUAUACGUGUAUUGCUUCAAAGAUUUGAUGCUGAAACUGCAGACGAAUCGGAAAAUAAAAACGAGAGCGAGGCUACGACGUCAUUCCUCAUGCAAUUAUCUUCUUGGGACAAAGAGGAGCUGGAUGAUAAAUUGGCGAAUCGAGUACAGGUAUCUAAGCGAGCAGUGUCUAAAGUUGUACAGGCAUUUGAUCGUUUGUCUCAAAGAAAUGAAAAGAUCACGCUUGCCCUCAAAGGGGAGUUUGAUGGUGAUGAGGCACCAAAUAUCGAUGAGGUAGUACGUCGUGCGAAUGCGGAGAUACAAAUGGAAAAUAGAAAUCUGCAGGCAAUAAACAUACAACUACAUGAGAAAUAUCACACUAUUUCAUUGAAGAUGUCAGAACUACAAGACACUAUAAUGGGAAAGGAUACACUUGCGGCAGAAUUGCGAAAUCAGGUGGAUGAUCUGCAGUAUGAAUUGAAUAAAGUGCGAGCACGAAAUGAUAAAUUGGAACACCAUCUCGGAGAGGCGAUCGAAAAGUUAAAAGCUUUCCAGCAGAUUCAUGGCACAGAUGAAAAGGGUAGUAAUAAACCCAGCACUUUGGUUGCAUCCAGUGUUUCACAGACUAAGCUUGAGGAUCUGCAAAGAGAGUUGGAAGAGACGCGCGAAUUGGCUAACAAUAGAUUACAAGAAUUGGACAAACUGCAUCAACAGCAUCGUGACACCUUAAAAGAAGUGGAGAAAUUGAAAAUGGAUAUAAGGCAACUGCCCGAGUCGGUGAUAGUAGAAACGACCGAGUACAAGUGUUUGCAAUCACAAUUUUCUGUAUUGUACAAUGAGUCUAUGCAGUUAAAAACACAAUUGGAUGAUGCUCGUCAACAAUUACAGUCGAGCAAGAAUAUACACUUACGUCAUAUUGAGAUGAUGGAAAGCGAAGAGUUAAUGGCCCAAAAGAAGUUGCGUGGUGAAUGUAUACAGCUUGAAGAUGUUUUGGCGCAAUUGCGCAAGGAAUAUGAAAUGCUUCGCAUCGAGUUUGAGCAAAAUUUAGCGGCUAACGAACAAACGGGUCCGAUUAAUCGCGAAAUGCGACAUCUCAUCACUUCCCUUCAGAAUCACAAUCAACAGUUAAAAGGAGAAGUGAUUCGUUACAAGCGAAAGUAUAAGGAGACUUCCACCGAGAUACCACGGCUGAAAAAAGAAGUAGAAGAACUGACAGCGAAAUUGGGUCAGCAAACAUCUCAAGAAAACAAAGAAGGUAACAAUUCAGAUGGCAGUGGGAAAGAGGAGGAUGCCCCUAACUCCUUGCCAGGUUCUACACAGAUAAAAGAAGAAAGUGGUGUUAACAUAAAAAGGGAAAUUGUUGAUGAAGAAGUGGAAACUAUCGAAGUGGGAGAAGGUGAAGGUAGUAAAGGAACUCCUGAUUCUGUAACGUUAACUUCACCCACUAUAAAAAAAGAGAAAGACAUCAAACGUGAGAAAGACAUUAAAAAAGAAUCUGUAAAAACCGAGCAUCGCGAUCCAGUACAUCGUAACAAGGACACAAAAAUGGCAGAAUCAGAACUUGUCAGAGAUUUGAAGGCACAGCUAAAAAAGGCUGUGAAUGAAAUGAAAGAGAUGAAACUUUUAUUGGAUAUGUACAAAGGUGUUGGGAAAGAGCAACGCGACAAGGUACAGUUGAUGGCUGCAGAACGUAAAACGAGGGCAGAGCUGGAAGAUUUACGGCAGCAAAUUAAGAAGAUUCAAGAAAGUAAACGUGAAGAACGUAAAAAAUUGGCUGACGAGGAUGCGCAGAUAAAAAUUAAAAAGUUAGAGGAUCAAGCAUACACAUUGCAACGUCAAGUGGCUUGUCAAAAACAGACGGCUUUAUUUAAUCUUUGUAGUGCACACGAACGGUGGUGUAACACUGAACAGAAUUGUGUGUGGCUGCAGGAGGAGGAAGCGCUUUUGAACGAGAUGGAAGUGACGGGACAGGCGUUUGAGGACAUGCAGGAGCAGAACUCGAGACUGAUACAGCAGCUACGCGAAAAGGACGACGCGAAUUUCAAACUCAUGACGGAAAGAAUCAAGAGCAAUCAGCUGCACAAACUCGCGCGCGAAGAGAAGGACGUAUUGAAGGAACAAGUAUCCACACUAACCACACAAGUAGAGGCGGCCAAUGUCGUCGUACGAAAACUGGAGGAGAAGGAGCGUCUUUUGCAGAAUUCUCUCGCGACUGUCGAAAAAGAACUAGCCUUGAGGCAGCAAGCAAUGGAAAUGCACAAACGAAAAGCGAUAGAAAGUGCACAAUCGGCCGCCGAUCUCAAGCUCCAUCUUGAAAAAUAUCAUUCCCAAAUGAAAGAAGCGCAACAGGUAGUGGCUGAGAAGACAAGCUCUUUGGAAGCUGAAGCAUAUAAAACUAAAAGAUUACAGGAGGAAAUAGCGCAACUUCGACGUAAAGUCGAGCGUAUGAAGAAGAUUGAACUCGCUGAGACCUUGGAUGAGGUGAUGGCGGAAGAGUUACGAGAAUAUAAGGAGACACUUACUUGCCCAUCCUGCAAGGUGAAACGCAAAGAUGCCGUACUCACAAAGUGCUUCCAUGUGUUUUGUUGGGACUGUUUGCGUACGCGUUAUGAAACGCGACAACGGAAAUGCCCGAAGUGCAAUUGCGCAUUCGGCGCAAACGAUUAUCACCGACUGUAUUUGUCCACAUGAAGAAAGAGACGAUACUGAUUGGUUCGAUGGUGUACUACGACCUACAGCGACAGAGACAUCUUGCAAUACCCGCAUUUCUCUUUUUUUAUAUUUUUUUAUUUAUUACUUUGACUUUUUGUGGAAAACACGACCUUCUGAGCGCGUAAACGUGGAAUGAUCACGGAUUUUGUAAGAUUCUUAUUGUUUUGUCGACUGAAAGGAAAAAAAAUUAAAGAUGGAAGUUAAAGAAGGAAAGAUAUAUAUAGAGAGAGAAAGAGAGAAAGAUCAGCUGAAAUUAGUGUUUCAUUUUUAAUAUGUCAGUAAUAUUCAUAUUAAGCUGUAAACUUUUAUGGGUAAGCUUCUAGUUUCAUCUGUUAGGUAAAAGAAAUAUUCUUACAGUUUAAUCUCUUCUUUUUAAAUCUGCAUAAAAUUAUUAACAAGGCUAUGUGUAAGUAUGAUCAAUAUUCUAGAUCAUUGGUUCUCAAAUUUAUAUUAGACUCUGCCUAUACAAGCAUUUCACUUUCCUUUCUCUUUUUUUUAAGAAUAUAUGUAUAUACGUAAAAAUUAUAUACAUAUUACACACACACACACACACACACACACACACACACACACACACACAUAUUACUUUACUUUAAAGAAAGAGAAUGUUAUAUAUAAUGUAGAGAAUAAAUUUAUGAAACUAAGGAGUCAAUCCCAUUUGCACAAAUUUGGGAGCCACUGACUUAAAUCAAUAAUCGCGUUCAGCAGGUGCAAAACUGAACACUCGUUCUUUUGUAUUGUCUGAGUUUGAUUCGAUUGUAUAACACUAUUGUAUAUUAUAUUUACGCCAAUCAAACUCAAUACUGUUACUCGAAGUUGUGAAUCUGUUGAAUGCAAUUAAUGGGCUGAUGGAAUUCUAUAUUUUGGAGGUUAAGUCACUUCAUCCUUUUAUCUUUCCAAAUUGAGAAUGAUGAGAAGUAUCGAAAGAAUGUUUUAAUCUUUUCUAAUUAUUCCUUUUUAAUCUUCUCAUUAAAAUUUGGAUUAAUUUUUGAUAACUAAUAAUUAACUGACAAUUUGGAUAUCAUAUAGAAUUAAAUAUAAUUUGAUUUUGCUUAUAACAUACGAACAAGAAAUUACUUUGCAAUGAUCAGACUGUUUAACAUUAUUUGAUAUUCAAUAAUUUACUUAUCUUUUUUUACUAUGUACAUUAUUAUCAUAAUAUACAUAAUUCAUAAAAUUAAAAGAGAAAAAUAGAAAUAAUUGGUUAAUAGAAAGUGAUGUAAUGUCUAUUAAAUUUUUUGACAGACAACGUUCGCAAAUGUCGUGUUGACAUCAAUAUCUACAUGCAAAUAAUUUGUCAUAAUGUACAAAUUUUACGUUCUCGCUUACAACCCGUGUCUGCUGAAUCAAGAGUUAAAUAUUUUGUAGAAUUUACUUUCAAGAUACCCAUACUAGUUCGCUGUAUCAUGAUAUAAAUAUGUUCUCAAAUAUUUUCGUGUAUGAAUAUCAAUUAUGAUAUGUCUAUGUAUACACGUUCGCAUAUACUAUAACGUAAGACAAGAAGAACAGACAAAUAGUAGAAGUAGUGAAUUAGAUAAUUUACCUCGCUAUAAGAAUGCAUCAAGUGUGUAGGAUAAAAAUAGAGUGUAAAAGCUGUGUUUCAGUAGAAUUAAGAGCUAUCUGUUUCUAGACUUUUAUUUUAUUGAACCGUUUGUAACUAGAUCUCUCGAUUUCGAUGAAUUUCAAAUGUGUUGUAGGAUAAAUUAUGCAAAUAAGCAGUUACGUAUUUUCUUUUCAUCACGUAUCUUCUCAUCACUAUAGUUUAAAAUUUCCCGGGAAUGUAAUUUCUAAAAAUUCACUGAAUAUAGGAAAGAUUACUUCAAAAUGUCACAAUACGUAGAGAUGUGCAUUUUAUAUAAAAAUUAGAGAGAUGAUUAGAUGAAUAAAUUUCACCUUCUCCAGUAACUAUCCAAAAAAAGUUUACAAGUUCUAGAAUUGUCUUGUAUAAAGAUAUUCUCAAAUAAUGUUUCAAUUCUAAAGACGCAGUACAAAAAGAAAGUUCUUUUUUAGCUAUUUUAGAUAUGAUGGAUUUCUAGAAGUCGGUGACAGAAACGUUUUAAACGUUUCUUCGUUGACGAUGCGUUAGCUUACAUUUUCUUUGAUGCAUUUUUUUAUAUUUUUUUACUUUUACUUAUUAAGAUUUCAGUUCUUUUUGCUGAUUAAAUCAAAUGCGAAAAAAAGUAAAUAAAGAUGAAAAUCAGCAUUCGUAUCGAAUGUCUUUUUCUCUUUUUCUCUCUUUGCGUCAUGUGUAAUAGCAUUAAUGUGUCGAGCAUAAUUAAAUCGAUUUUCGGUGACGCAGUUGUCGGAGCAUGAUAAUAUACUAACGAUUUAUAAUAGUUGUAUAAGUGGUGAAUGUUUUUUUCAUGGCUGUUUGGGAACAAUUUCGGUAGGUCGCUUAGUCGUAUUUUUUAAUUUGUAAAGUUUAUCUCAUGUCUAAAAUUUGUUCAAAAAUUCCCUGCAUAGUUUCAAUAAUUACCUAAUCUUCGUUUAUUUAAAGCAAUUAACUUCUAUUUAUGCUAAAAUAAAUUAUAUCAUAUUUCGAACUGUUGAAACCUGAUUCAGAAACAAACUUUCGAGAAAAAUCAUAUUUAUAAUGACAGUAUUAUAUUCCUAGCGAGAAGUCUGCUAUAUUAUCAUAUAGUAAUCUUCCCUGAAGAAUAUAAACUAAAUAGAAGUGUAUAAGUUUCGUGUUGAACGACAACAGCGUAUAAUUAUCUUAUCAUCUAUCAAUUAUAUGUCACAAUUAAAUCGAAGUUAUAAGACGGAUGAAAAUAAAUUCUCAAUUUUCCUUCAUCUAAAA